Messenger RNA from Magallana angulata, 1269 nucleotides. Its product is annotated as SPARC-like. Bases 113 to 985 code for a protein of 290 amino acids. Gene Ontology annotation, molecular function: collagen binding; protein binding; calcium ion binding. NCBI's taxonomy places the organism in Eukaryota, Metazoa, Mollusca, Bivalvia, Ostreida, Ostreidae. The record is from RefSeq and is a predicted model, not a curated record. Gene Ontology annotation, biological process: anatomical structure development. The transcript has 10 exons.
ACGGUAACGCAGUGAUUCGUCAUGCCUAUGAGACCCACAUGCGAAACUCAUCCAGUUGUUUGCCAGCAACUUUUGGAGAUACAUCAAAAUUUCCUCCUCCACAAAGCGAGCCAUGAAGGUUCUUUUGUUAUUAUCCAUUCUCCUGGCGUUGGUCGUCUGCUUCCAGGCUACAGAAGCAAGGGACAGAGAGGAUCGGCGAAAUAGGAGGGAAACUGACGAGUAUCCAGAAGUAGAAGAGGAGGGAGCCGAUGAGGACGAUGAGGAUGAUGUAGAUGAUGACGACACAGACAACGACCAGGAAAUCGUCGACACACGAAUUAAUCCUUGCGACAAGAAGACAUGUCGCCGUGGCGAGGAGUGUUACCUAGAUAACUCCCGCAAAGCUAAAUGUCGGUGUGUCGAGCAAUGUACCCCAGAGCCCGACCCCAGAUAUAUGGUGUGCAGCAACAAGAACUUGACGUUUGACAGCGAGUGUCACAUGGACAGGGAAGCCUGUUGGUGCCGUCGCAGGAAGCCCCAGUGUGGGAACCCAAGCUUCAGGACCCUCAGACUCGAUUACUACGGAGAGUGCAAACAGCUUACAAAAUGCCAGGAUUUCGAAAUGGAGCAGUUUCCUCUUCGUAUGUCCAACUGGCUCUUCAAAGUGAUGGAGGAAUUGGCCAGAAGAAACGAGCUUGAUGAUGAUUAUGUGGAAAUGCUGAAAUCAGCGGAGAAGGACAAAAACCACGUGGAUGCAGUCAUCUGGAAAUUCUGUGAUCUUGACGUUCACCCACAAGACCGAUUUGUGACCCGCCGGGAACUACUUUUCGUUGUUGCAACAAUCAAACCAAUGGAACACUGCCUGGCCCCUUUCCUCGAUAUUUGUGAUGCCAACAAGGACAGAAAAAUCAGUCUGUACGAGUGGGGAGGGUGCCUGGGACUCGACCAAGGAAAGAUUCAAGAUAAAUGUGGGGCUGUUCACAAGAAAAACAAAGGAAGAAAGUAAACUGUGCUUUUAUAAAUGAAGAAGGGAAAGGCUUAUGCAGCAGUAUCAGCGAAAAUUAAACAAGCAAAAUAUUAAUUGAGCAAACCUAAAUGCAAUCUCAUAAAAUCUCACUGCUUCGAUGGAUGUUGGACAUUGUUGGUUGCUUGUGGAGGACAAGAUGCAGCAAAUUUAAGAAUGGAUAAAUGUGCCUUCUAUUCAGGAUCUCCAAUAGAAAAAGGAAUAUUACUGUGUGCUUCCAUUUUUAUUACUGUAUUUGGUAAAUUAAAGUCAUUUUUAAAAGGUUA